ACGGGCAGCUCUCUCUUAUUUUCCAUACAGAACACUAAGCCAGAGACACAAAAGCAAAGCUGUAUUUGUAAGUAAUUCUCAGGCCAUGGCCAUGUCUAAGGCUUUUAUUGCCUCACUUCUCGUCUCUCUUCUCCUUAUUCAACUCGUUGAAGCUGAUCAACUGGUGACGGAUACAGGCAAGGAAACAAGUCCCCCAGAAAAAAUUGACUGCGGUGGAGCUUGCGCAGCCAGGUGCCGAUUAGCCUCUAGGCAAAACAUGUGCAAGAGGGCAUGCGGGACAUGUUGCGCACGCUGCAACUGUGUUCCUCCGGGCACUGCCGGUAACCAAGAAAUGUGCCCCUGCUAUGCUAGCUUGACUACCCACGGUGGCAGACGCAAGUGCCCUUGAGUGCAUCAAACGAAUCCUCUCUCUGCCUCCUUUGACCAUUAUCAUCAUAAAUCAACGUAUGAGCUGUGGUAAAACUAAAUUAAUGGAGUUUUAUGAAGGUGUACGGAUAAAUAAAAGAAUGCCCUAUGUAAAGCAAAAGUCAUUUACGCAAAUGACUUGUUUUUCAUUUUCUUUUCUUUUUGGCCAUAUCGAUAUGAUUAAUGAUUUCUUAUAUUGAGUGUGAAAUAAUAAUGAAGUUUGUAAUCCUCUUUUCUCUAA
Theobroma umbraticum is the source of this 646-nucleotide messenger RNA. RefSeq names its product gibberellin-regulated protein 1-like. The record is from RefSeq and is a predicted model, not a curated record. NCBI's taxonomy places the organism in Eukaryota, Viridiplantae, Streptophyta, Magnoliopsida, Malvales, Malvaceae.